CGGCAGAGCGGCGGUCUCAGCCUGUCUGUACGUGUAUGUGUGUGUGUUUCUGUGUGUGUUUGAGUGUGUUUCUGGACCCGAGAUAAAGCCAAAGCGGGUGUUUAUCUCUCCGGGCCGACAUGGCGGUUCCUGCGAGCCGCGCCGAGCUCCAGGUGGACCGGGGCGGAGCGGCCAUGUCCUCCGGGAACAGCAUCGACAUCGACGAGGAAGAGUUGGAGAACAUCACAAAGAAACACCGAGAGGACGACUCGGCGCUGCCGCUGCACUCCCCCUGGACCUUCUGGCUGGACAGGUCGUUACCGGGCACCACGGCCGCAGAGUGCGAGUCCAACCUGAAGAAGAUCUACACCGUGCAGACGGUUCAGAUGUUCUGGAGCGUUUAUAACAACAUCCCUCCAGUCACAGCCCUGCCGUUGAGAUGUAGCUACCACCUAAUGCGAGGGGAGCGACGGCCGCUGUGGGAAGAGGAGAGCAACGCCAAAGGAGGCGUCUGGAAGAUGAAGAUACCGAAAGAACACAGUUCCGCAGUUUGGAAGGAGCUGCUACUCGCCACGAUCGGCGAGCAGUUUGCAGAUUGCUGCGCUUCAGACGACGAGGUCGUCGGGGUCAGCGUCAGCGUCCGAGAUCGAGAGGACGUCGUACAGGUGUGGAACAGCGACGCGUCUCUCGCCAACGAAGCAAAUAUCCUGGGAAAAAUCUACCAGCUGCUCCCGCACAUAUCUUUUAAAGCUGUUUUUUAUAAACCUCACAUGGACCAUCACGCCUUUGAGGGAGGACGCUCGAGACAUUAGCUAGUAACGCACUUUCCUCCUCCUGCCUCCGUGUCGUUUUUAAUCGGAACUCGCGGCCUCGACUCGAAGGCUCAGUCCUCGGCCCCAUCAUGGAUUUUACUCUGCAUUCAACGAGGAGAAGUAAUCGAUCUAUUUUUGUAACUCAGUGACUGAAGCCUUGUUUGGCUCCGGGUCGAGGAUCCUGGAAGCAGCCCUGAAGUCGUGUUGCUCUUUACACUGAGCCGUGUCCUCGGACCUCCUGAGGUUCUCUUCAGUGCUUAAUUCUGUGCCAAAGCACCUCGUCUGCCACCCAGAACCUGAAACCCUUUAGGAGAGAACGUCCCCGUCUGGUUUUUGUCGGAGUUGUAUCAAGUGUGCCUCAGACCGGAGGUCAGGGCGACGUGGGAAUGUGGCACGCGGCUGCCGAUAUUCACAGUGUCCUUCAGGCAGCGAGUCGGAGCCCAUUCCCACACUGCUUUUAGUUUAUUUUUGUAAAAACCCCAUCCUGGAAGGUGCCUCAUGAGACACGCCGCUCUCCCGAACACGGUCCCGGGAUCCGGGAUCCGGGAUCCGGGCUGCUGCGUCGUUCUGGAGACGGACAGCUUGUUUCUGCGCUCCGCUGGCAGCGUUCUGCAGUGCUCGUCUGUACUUGUUGCUCUCGCCAAUAAAUCAAGUACUUUGCUUUAGAGGUUGUCCUUUUAUAACCACAACACACACACACACACACACACACAGAUACACGCACACACACGCACACAGAUCCACUUCAAAGGAUGUCAGAUCACCCUGCUUCCAUACAUGUUUCCAUUCAGUUCAUGGAUUUCAGUUGAGAAUAUAUUUCUAAAAUGUGCUCCUGUCCACGUCUGUGCUGAGCUGCUGCCUCUAACCCUGUUAACACGCCGUUCUUUGUCGCUGCAGCUCAGGCUCCAGUAAUUUAAAGCUUGUGGUAUCUUUGCGUCACGCUGCUUUUUAUAGCUCCACUUUGGACCGGACCGUAGUUACGAGGGGACAAUGUACUUUGUAAGCCUUUCUUUUGCAGUCGCAAUAAAAGAAAGCUGAA
Salarias fasciatus (jewelled blenny) is the source of this 1830-nucleotide messenger RNA. RefSeq names its product eukaryotic translation initiation factor 4E type 3. The transcript is spliced from 7 exons. Gene Ontology annotation, molecular function: translation initiation factor activity; RNA 7-methylguanosine cap binding. The record is from RefSeq and is a predicted model, not a curated record. Bases 120 to 791 code for a protein of 223 amino acids. NCBI's taxonomy places the organism in Eukaryota, Metazoa, Chordata, Actinopteri, Blenniiformes, Blenniidae. Gene Ontology annotation, biological process: translational initiation. Gene Ontology annotation, cellular component: eukaryotic translation initiation factor 4F complex.